Molecule: messenger RNA, 1656 nt
Organism: Marasmius oreades (fairy-ring Marasmius)
Lineage: Eukaryota; Fungi; Basidiomycota; Agaricomycetes; Agaricales; Marasmiaceae
Exons: 12
Coding region: 418-1656 (412 amino acids)
Source: RefSeq, a predicted model, not a curated record
AACAGCCGAUGAUCAACGUUUGCACUGUUCAAGUGACCCUGACAAUAUUUUCAUACCUUUCACUCGAGCUCACUCAUUCGACACGAAGAUCGGUAGAGAGAUCAAGGGGGAUUCAAUAUGCGGUUGGAGGGAGCUUAAAUUUUUAGUCGGCCAAUUGAGCUUCUUCCAGAGUUUCGCGCAUGCCAGCUACAAGUAAACCGCACCGUGUCUCGCUUCCUCCUUCCUCCACCUCUUCCAUCUCCUCAUUCGUUCUUCUCCCUCGUUUUUGCCCUCAAUGCCGCAGGAUACACCAGAAACUGCAGACCAUUUCAUCUAUGUAACCCAGGUCUACUUCUGUGGUACGUGCUUGUCGUCGUUUCCGCCUCGCGCUCAUCGCUAAGUCCCUCACCAAAGCAAUGUGUAAGUACUUCUCGCAGUAUGUUCAUCGUUGCCUUACCAUCCAUUCGCGCGUUAGACGCGGUUGUCAUUUGGGAUUGGCUCGUCAGUCUUCCUAGGGAAUGGCGAUUCGUUUGGAAAACACACUGGACACCAGUAAAGGUCGCGUAUCUCUUCUGCAGAUAUUGGGUCAUUGCCGUCGUUCCCUACCUGCUCUACUGCUUCGUUGCAAACCAUUCCAUGGAAACCUGUGAGAAAAUUUACAGGUUUCCGGUUGCCCUGGCCAUGUGGAACCAAGUUGGCUCCGAGUCCGUGCUCCUCAUUCGAACAUAUGCCUUCUUCAACAGGAACAUCUAUAUCCUCUGUUUCCUUAUCUUUGCACUCAGCGGAGUUGUGGCAUAUCAAAUCUAUGUAGACGCCACCCAGAUGUUGCUUCUACCGUUCAUCAAGGAGAGAGGGCCGUGCUUUCCCAUGUCAAAGCCACAUGCAGCACAUCUACUCGGUUUUUUUAUUGCUCCACUCCUUUUCGAUACGCUCGUUACUUCCAUGACUGUCAUCAAAGCUUUCUCUCUUCGAAGGUGUAAUGGUGGUCCCAAUAGCAGGCUGAUUCAAACGUUCUUACGUGAAGGAGUCUUUUACUACAUACUGAUCUCCAUCGCCAACCUGAUCAAUGGAAUCUUUUAUCUUCAACCUCGUCAAGUAAUGUCAGCCAUUAAUAUCCCUCUCAGCGUCAUGAUGGCACCUCUUCUCGCCUGUCGCCUGAUUCUUGACCUCCGCGAGCGUGGAUCUGAGACGGUCUCUCAUUCUGACGGUACCGGUAUUGCCGCGUUCACGACCAAAUCGGUUCCUCAGACUCAUUGUUCUCCGUUCACGCCCCAACAUCGUUCCAAAUGUGUUGGAUAUGGGUACGGCGCCCGCCACACUCGAGCUCUCGAUUCCAACAUCGUGCUGAGUACCCUUGGUACUGCCGAUCAUAUGGACUUCAGCAUGGAGCAAGACGUCUGUGAUAUCGAACAUGGUAGCUUCGGACUGGGAGAACUUGGAAGUCUGAGCACUGCGAUUGGAGGAGACGACGGCGAACCAUUGCCAAUACUGGAUAAAAGUAACCUGGAUGAUGACUGCGACAGCGAACCCGAUACGCCGACCCCCUCUACCCGUAGUCCCGCCUCUGGAUUCAGGACCCUUGAGAUGGGAUUCCGUCCUGGAAGGGCGCCCAGUACGUCUGAACGUGGUGUGGGCGGGAUUAGAGUGGACGUUGAAAAGGCUACCGCCACCAUGUAA